Messenger RNA from Copidosoma floridanum, 841 nucleotides. RefSeq names its product deoxyribonuclease TATDN1. Gene Ontology annotation, molecular function: 3'-5'-DNA exonuclease activity. The record is from RefSeq and is a predicted model, not a curated record. Lineage: Eukaryota; Metazoa; Arthropoda; Insecta; Hymenoptera; Encyrtidae. Gene Ontology annotation, cellular component: cytosol.
AUGAGGAAGGGCUUUGGGGUGAUGAUGCUCGGCGGCUACGGCUGCCUGGCGCUCCUCUGUUUACUCUUUGCCUCGGCGACGCUCGUACAGGAUCGGCUGUUUUCAACGGUGGGCUGUCAUCCUACGAGAUGCAAUGAAAUUGAAGAGUCUGGUGAUCCAAAGGCAUACCUUGAAGCUCUAUGUGACCUUGCCAAUAAUAACAGAAGUAAAAUCAUCGCAAUCGGCGAGAUGGGCCUUGACUAUGAUAGACUUCAAUUUUGUCCUAAGGAGACUCAAAAAAAAUAUUUUGAAAUGCAGUUAUCACUUUGUUCGACCUUGAAGCUACCUAUGUUUUUACACUGUCGGAAUGCUGCCAACGAUUUUGUCCACAUCCUCAGAGAACACAAGGACAGUCUCACGGCUGGCGUCGUUCAUUCUUUUGACGGUAACACCGAAGAUGCUUAUAGUAUGCUCCAACUUGGACUUCACAUUGGAAUUAAUGGAUGCUCUCUCAAAACUGAAGAAAAUCUUUUUGUUGUGACGACAAUACCAUCGGAUAGACUUCUUAUAGAAACAGACUGUCCAUGGUGCGAAGUGCGACCAACACAUGCCUCAGCCAAAGAUAUAGUAACACGAUUUUCAUCAGUGAAAAAAGAAAAAUGGCAGUCUGAUAAAAUGGUCAAAGGAAGAAAUGAACCUUGUAACAUUGUUCAAAUAUUGGAGAUUCUUGCAAGUGUGCGGGACGAAGAAGAGGAGUACCUGUGUAACCAAAUUUAUAAAAACACGAUGAAACUUUUUUUUCCUUACGAAUUAUAACUUGAAUUUAUGGGCAUGAAUCGUUUAAUAAAAUUUAGAUGUCUUA